Molecule: messenger RNA, 1462 nt
Organism: Fundulus heteroclitus (mummichog)
Lineage: Eukaryota; Metazoa; Chordata; Actinopteri; Cyprinodontiformes; Fundulidae
Gene: rad9b
Product: RAD9 checkpoint clamp component B
Exons: 10
Coding region: 249-1352 (367 amino acids)
Biological process (GO): mitotic intra-S DNA damage checkpoint signaling; cellular response to ionizing radiation; DNA repair
Cellular component (GO): checkpoint clamp complex
Source: RefSeq, a predicted model, not a curated record
UGUGGUCCCAAUGGGGAACAACCUGCCUUAAAAUCCUUCAACUGUAAAUGUUACCUGAACCACUGCCUUAUUUAGAUUUUUGCACCAUAUUCCCUUUCUCCGACAUGUAAUAUUUCUGCUGUUACCACCCCAGGCGGUCUUCAUUAUCCCAGGUUCUAUGUGUUGUAUUGACAUUUUGACGCAAUAUUUUUUUUUUAAUUGAGUAUGCAGGUUUCCCUGGUCUGGAGAUAAUCCUAAACCUGCACGAAAUGAUGCUGGCUCUGAGAUCAGUCAAUUCUUCGCACUCCGCAUAUGGCUGUUUCCUGUUCUCACCCUUGUUCUUCCAGGAGUACAACUUUGGAUCAGCGUCAAAGCACGGCAAGGAAACUAUCAAAUGCAAACUGCUCAUGAAGUCUGUGUUGCCACUGUUCCGAUGUCUGACCUCCAUUGAGCGCAGCGUGGAACGAUGUCGUAUAUCGGUCAGCACUGCCACCGACCGAGUUGUUAUCCAGUUUUUCUGCAGACAUGGCAUCAUUAAGACCCACAACAUGCAUUUCCAGGAAAGUGAGGCUCUGCAGGCAGUGUUUGCCUCACACCUCUGUCCUAAUGUGCUGAGGGCUCCUGCCAGGCUUCUCGCUGAUAUGGUGAUGCACUUUCCCCCGUUUCAGGAGGAAAUCACUCUGUCCAUCACUGCCAUGAAAGUCACUCUCAGAAACUACCAGGAAGGCGGAAAAGGACACAUGAAGACCUUGUGCACAGAGAUGUCCUUACACCCAGACGAGUUUGACUACUUCCAGAUCGGGCUGGACUCGGACAUCACCUUCUGUCUGAAGGAGCUGAGGGGAAUAUUGUCCUUUGCAGAGUAUCACAGCCUUCCAGUGUCAAUAUACCUUGGUGCAGCAGGAAAGCCGGUGUGUUUCUCUGUGGAUGACAUGGUGCUGGAGGGAACUGUGCUGCUGGCCACUCUGAUGGACUCUGAAAGCAACGACCAUUCUCAACCCACAGAACCCCGAAGCCCUACAACACCCAGGGGCGUAAACUCCUCAGCCCAAGCAGUGGAUGCGUUUGAGGGACCUAGCAGCAUGCAUCACGACAUUCCUGCUGAGAUGGUUACAUCCAGCCAGGGCAGCCCUGUAAUCAACUCUCCCAAUCGAAUGCAUCAAAACAUGUGGCCUGCUUGCCUCAGUUUGCCCGGCAGUACAUGUACCAGUGCCAACACGAGCCCUGCAUCUACCAAGAUCUGUUCCCUUCUGUUCAAAGCCGUGUCCUCCAAGCAGGAUGACGGUGCUUGUGCUGCCCAGCCGCCUGUUCUGGCAUGUUACAGUGAUGAAGAAAACACGGAUGACAACCAACCAGGAAGCCCUUCACUCUGAGGCAAUAUGCAGGUCAUGACUUGGUGGGACGUCUGCUUGAAACAGCUCAAAUGGACUCAGAAUGUUAAACUGAUGAUUACCCAUUAAAUAUUUGAAGAAUAUUAACAGUU